This is a messenger RNA of Brassica oleracea var. oleracea, 337 nucleotides long. RefSeq lists its product as uncharacterized. The record is from RefSeq and is a predicted model, not a curated record. The coding region runs from base 1 to 315 and encodes 104 amino acids. The transcript has 3 exons. NCBI's taxonomy places the organism in Eukaryota, Viridiplantae, Streptophyta, Magnoliopsida, Brassicales, Brassicaceae.
AUGGAAACCGUUGCAGCCUCCACAGAAACGGUCAAGAGUGAAGCCGCAGCAGCACCAGAGAAAGUGUCUAAUGUGUCAACACAGGCAAGAGAGGUAAUGGACAAUGUUUUAUCAAAAGGUUUUGAAGGACUCAACACCUUGCUUCAUGGUUUUGAGGAGAAGAAGACUGAUAUUUCCUCCAAGAUCGUUGACGUUGCUACCAAGGCUGUUGCUGGUGCAUCGAGCAGCACCACCGUCGCAAGCCGAGACGUUCCUAUAUCCACAGACAAUCAGGUCACAGAUUUAAAGCAAAACUCUCUCUAUUCUCAAAACUAAAUAAAAACUUAAAUUGUCUCUU